AUGGCCUCCCAAUGGCAACCACCAGCAACUCAUAUAUCCCCAGAAGAUCUAAAUUCAAUCCCCUUCCAACAACUCCCUCCUGACCCCUCAUCCACAUUCACCCACGCAAGUGAAUCCGACCGCACGAUAUCCGCCAACUCCACUGUCGAACACCUCGCCAACAAGACCGCCGCCUCGACCCAGACCUCGACCCAGACAUGGUCUCAUCCUACUCAACAACCCGACGACAGUCCAGCGCUGACGACAGGAACAAGGACAAAGACAAAUGCCUCAGCAGCUACAGAUAAAACCCGAAACCGGCAAUCAAUUGCUACUGCUGCUUCGCCACGCUCACCAGGAACAGCUGCCACCUAUCCAACAGCACUGGGACCUGACAUUUCAGUACUGGACCAUAACAGAAAUGGUGCUGCCUAUUCAUCUCGACAACAGCAACAGCAACAAGCAGGAGGAUCAGGAGGAGGAAGACGGUCGGCAGACGCUCAUCCAACGGGGACACCUCAAGUUAUUGUCCGUAUCGACAGAGACCACAACAUUGGAGACGAAGCUACCCGGUUCGAAUGCGAGCAGUUCCCUGAGGAGAUGCUUGGAAGAGUAACACGGGCAGAAUUCAAACGAUCAGUCGAAGGCGUCAACAAUUGCAUGGAGGUUGCAGAAGAGUCGCUCUGGAACUGCUUCGAUACGCUGCUGGACUGCCUCUCAGCCUACACAGCAAAGCACUGUUGCGGGACUCACUACCAAAGGUCGAUACGAAAGAUGGAGAUGUUUAUCCAGGAGGAGAACAGGCGGGUUUAUCAUCCAGCCAGGAUGCACUUGCGUGACCCACAGACAGUCGGCAUGAUCUAUCUGGAAUUUGAAUUGUUCUGA
Messenger RNA from Linnemannia hyalina, 864 nucleotides. Lineage: Eukaryota; Fungi; Mortierellomycota; Mortierellomycetes; Mortierellales; Mortierellaceae. The record is from the annotation of a GenBank genome assembly.